CGGAAGCGGCCGAGUUGCGGCGCCGGCUCCAUGUGGCGCAGGCUGCGCUCCGCCCUCCAGAGGCUCCGCCGCUCCCCCGCCACUUGCCUCGCCGGGGGCGGCUGUGCGCCGGCCGCCAUGGAGCGGGCUGUGGUGCGCUGUGUGCCGUCCGAGCCUAAGCUGAGCCUGCAGUUCGUGCUCCCCGACGGCAGCGCCAAGCACAUGCAGCGGGACCAAGCGGAGCCGUUGGGCCGGGCUCUGGCCCGCAUCGCCAACAACGCCGCCAAGGGCCACGCCAAGGCGGCGAAGAAAACCAAGAAGGCGCGGGCGGAGGACAGCGCGGCGGGGGAGGCUGCGGCGGUGGCGCCGGCCGUGCGGCUCUUCUCCCGCGACGGCGAGGCGGUGGCUGAGGAGGUGUCCAACGCGGCGGCCUGGCAAGACGGCGCCGUGCUGCAGAUCGGGGAGGCGCAGUACCGCGUGGAGCGCAACCCGCCGGCCCUCACCGAGCUGCAGCUCCCGCGUUCGCUGCUGGCCGGUUUCCCCGUCUGCCCCAAGGUUAGUGCCGAGUUCGCCGCGCCGCAGCACUGCCUCUUCCGCUGGUACCGCGAGCAGCGGCCCGCGGACGGCGGGGAGACGGCUACGGGCGGCGACGGCCCCACCUGGGUGGAGGCGGCGGCCACCGAGCGCGUCUUCACGCCCUCGAACGCGCUGGUGGGGCUGCGGCUGAAGCUGCGGUGCACGCCCUGGGACGGUGCGCAGCGGUACGGGCUGCCCCGCGAGGUGGAGAGCAGCGGCCCCGUGGAGGCCGGUCCUGGCGCCUGCACCUUCGAUUCCCGGCACCUCUACACCAAGAAGGUCUGCGGCGAAGGCUCCGUUCGCGCCGUUUCCUACAACAUCCUGGCUGACACCUACGCCCAGACGGAGUUCUCCCGCACCGUGCUCUACCCUUAUUGCGCUCCUUAUGCCCUGGAGCUUGAUUACCGGCAGAACCUUCUCAAGAAGGAGCUGGUAGGCUACAGCGCCGACCUCAUCUGCUUGCAGGAAGUGGAUAAGUCCGUCUUCGUGGACAGCUUGGCUCCAGCCCUAGAUGCUUUUGGACUCCAAGGGCUCUUCAAGAUAAAGGAGAAGCAGCACGAAGGCCUGGCCACUUUCUACCGCCAAGACAAGUUCAGUCUCCUUAGCCAGCACGACAUAGCUUUCAACGAAGUCCUGCUCUCUGACCCACUGCACAAAGAGUUGUGUGAUAAGCUGGCCAAGUACCCCUUGGUGCAAGAGAAGGUGCUGCAGAGGUCAUCUGUGCUGCAGGUUUCAGUUCUUCAGUCUACAACUGAUCCCUCCAGGAAGAUUUGUGUAGCUAAUACCCACCUAUACUGGCACCCAAAAGGUGGUAACAUCCGUCUCAUCCAAAUCGCCGUAGCCCUGUCUCACAUCAAGCACGUUGCAUGUGACUUGUAUCCUACUAUACCAAUCAUAUUCUGUGGAGAUUUUAACAGUACACCAUCAUCUGGAACUUACACUUUUAUUAACAGCGGUAACAUUGCUGAAGAUCAUGAAGACUGGGUCUCAAAUGGUGAAGAAGAAAGGUGCAACAUGCCUCUAAGCCAUCCUUUCAAACUGCAAAGUGCUUGUGGAGAACCUGCUUACACAAACUAUGUUGGUGGGUUUCACGGGUGUCUGGACUACAUUUUCAUUGACAAAAAUUCUCUGGAAGUUGAACAGGUCAUUCCGUUGCCAACUCAUGAAGAAGUAACAACACAUCAGGCUUUGCCAAGUGUUUCACAUCCUUCUGAUCAUAUAGCACUAAUAUGUGACUUAAAGUGGAAAUAGAUCCCCUCUCAAGUGGUGCUUUUGGGUGUUCUUAAAAAAGAUUUAAUGUACUGCUGGGGAACCGAGGUUACCCCUGGUUUAUGUUCUCCUCAUGGAAAGUCAGAACAAUGACUGAAAAGUUCAUGUGUUUAAUGGUUCUGCUGAGUAUACUCAGCAUACUGAGUAUACAAGAGUAUACUGUCUGGAGUACUUGCAUGACAACUUAUCCCUCACCUUUUUGUAUGCUAACAGGAAUAUUUUUAAGACAGGAGGUUUUGAAAAUUGGAUAAUCAUACACCUUUUUAUUGGUGGUUUUAAAGGAUUGGGAAUUAUUUUGGUAAAGACAACAUGAAUUUAAUCAGAUCUACAAGACUGUGUGAACUGAUCCCUACUUAAUUUACAGAACCCAAAGCAAAACCUGAAAACAAAUGUAUAGAGUUGAUUCAACCUCAUUGUAAUUACUGUCAUAAGAACACAAUUUUUUAAAACCAAGUUCAGAAGUUGUUUUGUUCACUUACCCUUGGGACCAUAACUGUCCCCCAGUUUUUUACUAAGGGGCAUGAACAAUUUGCUUGCACCUACUACCUUCUGAAAAUACUGAGUAGGGAAUGGACUUUCUGUCAGCAAUCCACCAUGUUACAUUCAAGGUUAUAAUUGAUUUGGAAGCAUUUUGCUUGCCCAUUUAAAAUGGGUAAUGCAGCUAAUUUGAGUAGCUGGUAAAACUGGACUAUAUAUAUGGGUAGUAUCUGCUUUGAACAUCUGUUCCUUGUGUUGUUUAGUAUUUAUUUUGUGGCCACUGGCUAUGAAGUUAGGACAGUCACCUUGGUCCAGGAGGGAGAUUUUUAACAACAUAAUCUGGUUUCAGGUAGGAGGAGAUACAGAAUAGUUAACAGGGUACAUGAGCUAUCUGUGCCUAUAUCUUUAAAAAGAAAACACAAGUGACUUACAAACCUUUAUCACAACUCUUCUGGUUUCUUCCUCUAUUGCAUACAAAGCCCACCUAGGUUUUUAAUAGUUUUUACUGCAUUUUUUCCUUCUAGAAGUAGAGAAGAUUAUACUAUUUUGUAGGAGAUAAUUUGGAUGUGGGGAAAUGUAUUUUAUCCAUACCUUCAUUGAAAUUGUUGGAGAGGUUUGAAUAAUUUAACAAACUUCUUUCCAUGCAUCAUUAAUCCAAGUGAAGCAAACAUUUGAAAACUAUUUCACUUGUUUCAGCUAAUAAAGUUCCCUUUGCAGUUUGUCACUGUUUCCAAA
This is a messenger RNA of Colius striatus (speckled mousebird), 3036 nucleotides long. It is a transcript of the gene PDE12, whose product is annotated as phosphodiesterase 12. Gene Ontology annotation, molecular function: 3'-5'-RNA exonuclease activity. The record is from RefSeq and is a predicted model, not a curated record. Bases 31 to 1806 code for a protein of 591 amino acids. Gene Ontology annotation, cellular component: mitochondrion. Gene Ontology annotation, biological process: nuclear-transcribed mRNA catabolic process, deadenylation-dependent decay. Lineage: Eukaryota; Metazoa; Chordata; Aves; Coliiformes; Coliidae. The transcript has 3 exons.